AUGAAUUUUUAAUAAAAAUAAAUUUUAUUUAAUCCUAAAUUACAUGAACAACCUGGUACUUCUGAAUAAGAAAUUAUAUAAAUAAAAGAAGCAUUUGAUUUUUUUGAUAAAGACGGUAGUGGUUCUAUUUAAAUAGACGAAUUAAAAGCUGCUAUGUUAUCAUUAGGAUUUUAAAUAAAUGAAAAAAGAUUAGAAGAAAUAAUGAAUGCCUUGGAUAAAGAUAAUACUAAAUCUCUUGAAUUCGAGGAAUUUUUAGAUUUAAUGAAAAAAAAAAUCAAUGAAAAUGACACAACUGAGAAAGAUUAUUAAUAAAAAAUUAAAUCUAAUGAAUAUAAAAACAAACUUUUACAUUAAAAAAUAUCAUUUUAAAUGCUAAAAAAUAUAGCAGUAUAAAUUGGAGAAAAUUUAUAAGAUGAUGAACUUAUUGAAAUGAUAACAAAAGCAGAUAAAGAUAAAGAUGGUUUAGUGGGAUUCGAUGAUUUUAAAUAUAUUAUGAAAUGGUAAAAAAAUAUUAGUACAAGUAAAAAUAAUAUUAAUAAAUGA
This is a messenger RNA of Ichthyophthirius multifiliis, 543 nucleotides long. Its product is annotated as variant sh3 domain protein. Gene Ontology annotation, molecular function: calcium ion binding; enzyme regulator activity. The record is from RefSeq and is a predicted model, not a curated record. The transcript is spliced from 2 exons. Lineage: Eukaryota; Ciliophora; Oligohymenophorea; Hymenostomatida.